AUGGCUCUCACUGCCUCCACCGCAAAUGCCUUUCUUUCAACCACUUCUCGUCCUCAAGCAACCAGUACUACUCUUUCCGUCGCCGCAAGCAUCGAUUUGAUGCAGGAAACCGAUGCCAUCUUUGACAGUAUCGACAUCAACCAAGAUGGAACCAUCACACGAGAAGAACUCUGCAAUCACUUGACCGAUACCAUGGGAUAUGCCCCCGACUCGGCCCAGUGCCGCUAUCUCUUUGAUGCCGUCGAUGGGGACAGCAGCGGCGAAAUCUCCAAAGACGAGCUACGAGCUGCCUUUUUCCAAAAUGAUGGUAGCAUGACACGUCUGUACACGGCCUUUGGCAUGGGGGGAGUCCGCAUCGAGAACGCUCCGUCCUUUCCCGACCGAGUGCUGGAAACCGAUGGUCCGUUGUCACUCGACGAUUUGGCCGACAUGGCAUUUGACUUGAUCGAUGUGGAUCGCAGUGGGACGAUUGAGCCAGACGAAUUGCGACAACACGUGGUCGCCGUAACCGGGGACAAGAAAGGGACCGAGGCGCAAACGCAAGAAUACGUUGACACUAUCUUUUCCGUGUUGGAUCGGAAUCUAGAUGGAGUUGUCAACCGAGAAGAAAUGAGGGAUGCCUUUCAACAGCACGAUUCCCGAUUCUUGUACUCGACUCUGGGGUUGCCAGUGUACAAAAAGAGAAACAUGAUGUAA
Seminavis robusta is the source of this 696-nucleotide messenger RNA. NCBI's taxonomy places the organism in Eukaryota, Bacillariophyta, Bacillariophyceae, Naviculales, Naviculaceae. The record is from the annotation of a GenBank genome assembly.